UUCCGGAGCAGAGCAGCGACUCAGGACGCGGAGAUCAGCGGAAGGCGGAAUAACCGGUUGUCAUUACACAACGCGGUUCGCCCGUCGCUGCUCGGCGGGCUUCCCGGAGCGCUGGCGACGGGGGGAAGGCGGCCCCAGGCCCCGCUCUCCUGGUCAUCCUCUCCCGCCUCGCCGGUGAUGUUUCCCGGCUCCUCCCUCCGCGUCCGGCCGCCCGCGAUGUCCGAACACGGGCAGCAGCAAUCCGGCGGCCCAUGGCCCGGCCGAGGCAGCUGCUGAGCGACUCCCAGGGUCAGGAAGAUGGAUCUGAAGACCAGCCCCAAAGACAAGUUCUUUAUCGUCCAGAUCAUCUUCUUCGUCCUCGGCUUGGGAACUUUGCUUCCGUGGAAUUUCUUCAUAAACUCUAUUCCCUACUUUGAGGACCGGCUGUCCGGGAACAUCUCUGCUUCCAGGAACGGGACGGAACCGAUUGCCGACCACUGGCGCUUCGCGAACUGGAUGACCCUGCUCGCUAUGCUCCCUCUGCUACUCUUCACCUGCCUGAACUCCAUCCUGUACCCCAGGGUCCCGCAGAAUGCCCGGAUUGCCGGCAGCUUGUUUGGGAUUUUGAUCCUCUUCAUGCUGACCACGGUGCUGGUCAAGAUAACGAUGGAACCCCUCGCCUUCUUCAUGACUACCAUGGCCACAAUAUGGUUCAUUAACUCCUUCGGCGCAGUCUUACAGGGGAGCUUGUUUGGACUGAUCGGACUCUUGCCCGCAAAGUACAGCAGCGUCUUCAUGAGCGGCCAGGGCGUAGCCGGGAUAUUUGCCGCGCUGGCGGCUAUAUUGGCCAAAAUAAGCGGUGUGAGUAAGGAAGCCACAGCCCUCGGCUACUUCAUCACUCCCUGUCUGGUGAUCUUCCUGACCAUCAUACUUUACUUCAUCUUGCCUCGACUGGAAUUUGCAAAGUACCACUUCGCCAAAAGUCAGCAGAUGCCCCCUACAAAAGAAAGCAACACAGAGCUGCUGUCCAGUGACGAGAACAAAAGCAAAGAGAAGAUAAAAGGCGAGGCAUCGCUGAUCAGUCUCGAAGACGGCCAGGACAAAGUGGAAAAGACCUCCAGCCUAUUGAAAGUGUUCAGCAAGAUCUGGAUGACUGCGAUCUCCACCUGCCUCGUCUUCACGGUCACCCUGUCGGUGUUCCCCGCCAUUACAGCGAAGGUCAGCUCACAGAUGGAGGAGGGCCAGUGGAAAGAGUACUUCACUCCAGUAGCUUGCUUUCUCCUGUUUAACAUCAUGGACUGGUUGGGACGCAGCAUUACCGCUGUCUAUAUGUGGCCCCGCAGACGAGUCCCUCUGUUGGUGAUGGUCCUGCUACGUGUGGCUUUCAUCCCCCUCUUCGUGUUCUGCAACGUGAAGGAACGGUUACACGGGUUUACCGUCUUCCAGCAUGACGGCUGGUACAUCCUCUUCAUGAUCCUCUUCGCCUUCUCCAACGGGUACCUGGUCACGCUGUGCAUGUGCUACGCGCCCAAGCAAGUCUCCACCAGGGACGCAGAGACGGCUGGGGCAAUCAUGGCCUUUUUCCUCUCCCUGGGACUCGCUCUGGGAGCCGCCCUCUCCUUUGCCAUCAGGAUGAUGAUUUAAACGGAUGCGGUGACCCUGUGGGGGUGGGGACAGGUGUCUCACCCACCCCCCUCAGACCAGCAGCCAGAGUGUUAAGGUUUUUACAGGAUUCUGUCCCCCCCCCCACCCCUCUCCAAUCUCACCCGCGCCCUGACUCCCGUGCAAGCAUCCGUUCUUGACGAGCCCCCACCCUCUUGCCACCGAGUCGCGCACAGGGACUGACCCCCCCCCAACAGCCCUAACAGAGGCGCGCUCUUCCUCGCGGCCCGUUUGAGAGAUGCCGCCCGUCCCGGGUGGGUGGGGAGGGGGAAGAGUUCUCAACGCCCCACCUGGCCCGCUGUUGGCCUGCAGUGCGAGGACUUAUGCAAAUUACAACCCGCGGCUGCAGUUCGGAGAUCGCAGACCGCUUCUCUCCGCCCGCCGUCUCGUCUCUAGCAGUCCGGUUACGUGUCUCGGGUCAAACUGACCCCCUUGGAGGAGUCUCCCCCCCCCGGGAGGAAAGGGGGUGACGCGGGACACUCACGAGACUGCAGGUGCUGGAAUCUCGGAGCGCGAAUCGAGCUUGGCGGAUCGGGCGGCAUCCAUGGGGAUUGGUGGGGGUGGGGGGGGGGGUGGCCGACUGUUCACUUGACCUCCCUCCGGCCUGUCCGGCGGCUCAGUAUUUUCUCGGGAGGGGAGUCGGACAGUUAGCCACGGGAAGCGCGAGUCCGAUCCCAGCCUCUCACACUGCUCAUCGGGGUAAGGAGAGACUGUCGGCUCCAGCUUGAUGCAAACGUCCUCUCUGUUGCUCCUGCCGGCAGGGUUAGACAUGAAGGGAACCACACGAAGUUCAGUCCCUUCUGGCUACAUUGCUCAGAGGAUCAGAAUACUGUACUUGUCUUUUUUUUUAAUAUAUAUAUAUUCUAAAUUAAUAAAAAAGAAUUAUUGGAUUGUG
Messenger RNA from Mobula hypostoma (lesser devil ray), 2536 nucleotides. RefSeq names its product equilibrative nucleoside transporter 2-like. The coding region runs from base 298 to 1623 and encodes 441 amino acids. Gene Ontology annotation, molecular function: nucleoside transmembrane transporter activity. Gene Ontology annotation, biological process: guanine transport; hypoxanthine transport; uridine transmembrane transport. Gene Ontology annotation, cellular component: basolateral plasma membrane; plasma membrane. NCBI's taxonomy places the organism in Eukaryota, Metazoa, Chordata, Chondrichthyes, Myliobatiformes, Myliobatidae. The transcript is spliced from 13 exons. The record is from RefSeq and is a predicted model, not a curated record.